Acytostelium subglobosum LB1 is the source of this 927-nucleotide messenger RNA. RefSeq lists its product as hypothetical. The record is from RefSeq and is a predicted model, not a curated record. Gene Ontology annotation, molecular function: protein binding. The transcript is spliced from 3 exons. Gene Ontology annotation, biological process: protein homooligomerization. The annotation marks the transcript as partial. NCBI's taxonomy places the organism in Eukaryota, Evosea, Eumycetozoa, Acytosteliales, Acytosteliaceae.
AUGUAUAAUAAUUAUAAUAUACGUUUUACGGAUGCUUGUGAUAACGUACUCGCAUCAAUAGAAAAGGCUGUGAAGGAGUUCAAUGAAUCACAUGAACCAAAGAAGGAUGACUUGGAUGAUGGACAAUCAUCCAUUGUUAUAUUGGAUGUUGGUGGAACAGUGUUCAAGACGGAGAUCAAGACAUUGAGAUCAGUGAAAGGGUCAUACUUUGACCUGAUGUUCUCCAAGAGUUACAAGCCUAAGAUCAUGGAUGGUACAACAAACACAUACUUCAUUGAUAGGGAUGGUACUCACUUCAUGUAUAUAUUGAACCAUCUAAGAGGAAACAAGUUGGUAGUACCCAAUGAUUUGAUUAAUUGUGUAGAGGAAGAGAUGAGAUUCUACUCAAUCAAACCUACAGCACCAGAGAGUAUUAUGAUUACUUCUAAUCAACAAAGAAUAGUUUUGGAUUGGUGCAAUAACAAGUACUCAAAGAUGAAACUUAUGUACAGAGCCACCAGAGAUGGAUUUGGUGCAAGCAUGUUCCACCAGAAGUGUGACAACAAUGGUCCGACUGUGUCUAUCAUCAAAUCAACCGAUGGAAGUAUAUUUGGAGGAAAGACAGAUACCAAUUGGUCAAGCCCUUCAGCUGGGACAUAUGGAGUUGAUCCCAAUGCAUUCUUGUUCUCUCUGGUGAAUAGUCGAAGAAAUUCUGAACCAGUUAAAUAUCCAUGCUCCAGCAGUACCUGCUCGACUUACAACAAUCCACCUUAUGGACCAACUUUUGGAGGCGGCCAUGACAUACAUGUCUCUGACAACAGCAACCUCAACCAAGGAUCUUACCAAAACUUCCCUUACUCAUACUCUGGCACAACUGUACAUGGCAGCACCACAUUUGCAUCCACCAAAAACUUCACAGUUGCAGAGAUAGAGGUAUUCCAACUUGUC